CCUGCCUUCUCUUCUCCCGCCUUCUCCUCCUCCCAGCACAGCAGCAGCUGUGACCACAUCACCACACACACACACAUAUAUACUUGGUCAUCAUCCAGCUUCCAGCAGCCAGCUGCCCGCCGAUCAACGUGUAGGCGGUUCAAAGGGAAAUCUGCUGAUGGACAUGGCGCACGAGAGAUCAGACGCCAGCAGCGAGGAGGAGGUGAUGGCCGGCGAGCUGCGGCGCGGGCCUUGGACGGUGGAGGAGGACCUCCAGCUGGUCAACUACGUCGACGCGCACGGCGAGGGCCGCUGGAACUCGCUCGCCCGAUCAGCAGGUCUGAAGCGCACUGGCAAGAGCUGCCGCCUCCGGUGGCUGAACUACCUCCGGCCCGACCUCCGGCGCGGCAACAUCACGCCGCAGGAGCAGCUGAUGAUCCUGGAGCUGCACUCGCGCUGGGGCAACCGCUGGUCCAAGAUCGCGCAGCACCUCCCCGGGCGCACCGACAACGAGAUCAAGAACUACUGGCGCACGCGCGUGCAGAAGCACGCCAAGCAGCUCAAAUGCGACGUCAACAGCCAGCAGUUCAAGGACGUGAUGCGCUACCUCUGGAUGCCCCGCCUCGUCGAGCGCAUCCAGGCCGCCGCAGCCAACAAUAACGCCAGCGGCGCCGGGGUUCCGCCAGCUGGCGCCGCCGCGGACGACACGCCGCUCUCGUCGUCGUGGCAGCACGGCGGCGGCGCCGACGACGACGGCGGCCUCUACGCGUCGCCGGAGCUGCCCACGGACGCCUGCUGGCCUCCCGCAGACUGCUACUACUACCCAGCCGCCGCUGACCACCAGCUACUGAACAACCCCGCCGCCGCCGCCGUCUUCCCGGACCUGUCAAGCACCACGGCCGGGUCGUCCUCUCCGUCCUCGGAUUCCGGCGCGGGGACAGCACAACCCUGGCCCGCGCCGCUGGGUGGCGCAGAGUGGUUGACCACCGGCGCCUGCUGCGACGCCUCCAGCGCCGCCGCCGCCCUGGGCGGGCAGCAGCAACAAUCGUGCCUGGUCGGGGAGACGUCGUGGGCGUCAUCCGAGCUCCCCGAGCUGGGCGUCGCGGACUUCGAGAUCGGCAGCUUCGACGUGGAGAGCAUCUGGAGCAUGGACGACAGCCUGUGGUUCACGCAGGCGCAGGGCGUGUGAAUCCAAGCCACCAACACACGCGGCGCGCGGGCACGGAAAUCGAUCCACGUUACGGCAUCAUAUAUCGGCGGUGGACAUGCACCCGCGUCCAUCGGACACAAGCAGUACGUCAGCCGCCGAGGGCGCCUAGCUAGCUAGCAGAGGAGCAGAGCCUGCUGAAGACACGGGGUAGAAGAAGGAGAGACAGAGAGGGAUAUUAUUUGGAGGAAGCCAAGACGACGGCGUACAGUACUCAGUUCAAGAUGCUGUUCUUGGGCCGCCCUUGCCUUGCCUUGCCUCCGGCAGGAGGGACUAUUCCUCCACUCCAGUUCUACUCCGUUUCUUACUAAUUCUGUUCUCCUGCCUUAAUUCCGUAGCGGCAAGUAGCUAGUAGUAGGGUAUAUACGCGCGCGCCAAAGAAGAAGACGAAAAAAGAAGUCCAGAAAAAAUAACGUAGCUUAGCGUUAAUAAGGUGUUUGUACGUCGCCCGUCUAAUUAAUUUUUACUCAUUCUUUUUUGAGUAAAUACAUAGUAUAUAUAGUACAUGAACGACUGAAAGUUACUG
This is a messenger RNA of Zea mays, 1712 nucleotides long. RefSeq lists its product as uncharacterized. Gene Ontology annotation, cellular component: nucleus. The transcript is spliced from 2 exons. Gene Ontology annotation, molecular function: DNA-binding transcription factor activity; sequence-specific DNA binding. Lineage: Eukaryota; Viridiplantae; Streptophyta; Magnoliopsida; Poales; Poaceae. The record is from RefSeq and is marked provisional. Gene Ontology annotation, biological process: regulation of DNA-templated transcription. Bases 158 to 1168 code for a protein of 336 amino acids.